AAUGUGUUGAUUUUUAGGUCAGUGUUCCUUGUUCUAGCUUGUUCAAAACUGUGACUGUGCGAUGUGGGCACUGCACCAAUCUGCUGCCUGUCAACAUGCGUGGCUUGCUUUUGCCUUCCGCUAAUCAGUUUCAUCAGCUUGGCCACUCUUUCUUUUCUCCUUCCCAUAACAUUCUGGAAAACAUCCCAACGCCAAAUUCCAAUUAUCUCAUCAACCAGUUCGCAGCUACUAACACUUUUGGAAUGCCAUCUCGAGGAGUUGCUGAUGAGCUCCCUAGGCCACCAGUCAUCAACAGACCUCCGGAGAAGAGACAGAGAGUGCCCUCUGCAUACAACCGCUUCAUCAAAGAUGAGAUCCAACGCAUCAAGUCAGUGAAUCCGGAUAUAUCCCACAGAGAAGCCUUCAGUGCUGCUGCUAAGAAUUGGGCACACUUUCCACACAUUCAUUUUGGUCUCAUGCCCGACCAGACAGUGAAGAAGACAAAUAUCCGGCAGCAGGAGGGAGAUCAUGGGAGUGUUGUGAUGAAAGACAAUGGAUUCUACGCCGCCGCCUCACCCAACGUUGGUGUCUCCCAUUUCUAAAACAAAACAUGCCCCAAUGAAUGACACUGCUGCUUGCUUUUAUCAACCUCUUUUCUUUAUGUUUAUAUAUUAAAUACUCUCUCUUCCAUGUAUUUUCCCCUUACAUUCAGACUACUGUUUUAAUGUUAUGGUUAUGCCUAUAUUUCCCUCUCA
Cucurbita pepo subsp. pepo (vegetable marrow) is the source of this 734-nucleotide messenger RNA. NCBI's taxonomy places the organism in Eukaryota, Viridiplantae, Streptophyta, Magnoliopsida, Cucurbitales, Cucurbitaceae. The record is from RefSeq and is a predicted model, not a curated record.